ACGCCAAGUUUGACUUGUGUCAAAUGCUAAACUUCGAGGAAGUGUCCUAGCAUUUUAACUAAACAAGCAUUUCAACAUUCGAACAGCGAUGGACAAGUUGCGUCGUGUAUUAAGUGGUGGAGAGGAGAAUGAAGAAGUGGGGCUUACAGCACAGGUCCUGGAUGGCACAAGCCUCAGUUUCAGCACGCGGGUUAAGUGGUUCUUCAUUUGUUUCGCAGCAGGGAUCAUCUGCUCAAUACUUGGAACUGCACUCCUCUUCUUGCCGAAAGCUGGACUAAAGCUGUUUGCGGUAUUUUACACCCUUGGAAACAUUUCAGCACUUGCAAGCACCUGUUUCCUGAUGGGACCUCUUAAACAGCUAAAGCGCAUGUUUGAGCCCACUAGACUCUUAGCCACCAUUCUGAUGCUGCUGUUCCUUGUGUUGACGUUAUGUGCAGUGUUUUGGUGGAACAAAAAGGGUCUGGCGAUCAUCUUCUGCAUUUUGCAAUUUUUGUCUAUGACAUGGUAUAGCAUCUCCUACAUUCCAUUUGCACGGGAUGCUGUUAUUAAGUGCUUCACCUCCUGCUUGAGCUAAAUGUUCAGUUUUUCAUCUGAUGUCGGGUCCCGCUGUGGAAGUAUAAAUAUGUCAAUAUUUUCAGGAUCAUUUUUGUCAUCCAAGAACCUUCUGCACUGUUUUCAGUGACCUUAAAACAUUUCCACUUUUGUCUUAAUAUAAUACUUUUAAGUGAAUAUUGUUUAAUAUUAAGAGUGACUACGAAAUAAUUGCAGUAAAUGUUUCCUUUUUAUCUGUUGAUUUGUUUUGUUUUUUGGUAUUUUUAUUUGUGUGUGGGUGGGUGUGUGUGUGUGUGUGUGAGGAGGAUACAUGCCUUAAAUAAUGCUUCAUAGAUGAUAUAUACUGCCAGUUAAAACUGAGUGAAAAGAAUAAGUGCCUGAUUAUGAAGUGUGGUGUUAAUGAAUGAAAAUACUACUGUUGACUUUUGUACAGAAAAAUACAUUUCUACCAAAUAUAUUAACAAAACCAGACACCAAAUAAGUGCAUUACUGAUUCUUUUUUCAUUAGUUGUGUGAAUUUAGGUAGUUAAUGUGCCAUACAUUAUAGUCUUCUAAUGAUGUAUAUAAUGUUGAUUAUUUGAGCCGAGGGCAACAAAGACAGCUGCCACAUUGAAUCUCUGGAGAAGAACUGAUGAACAUAUGCCACAUGUCCAAAUCGCCCUUUUCUCUUGUGAGCUUUAUUGAAACAAUAGUUUGUUAUUUUUAUACUCUCAUAAUCAUCCCCCAGAUGCUAAGAUACAUCCGAGCAUCACAUGAUCUUAACGUGACCUAAUAACCUAAUUAAUGGCUUGUCUGUUUUUAGACUGCCUAAGCAUGGUGCCUGUGGCUCCAGAUGCGGUUUCCAUGACAACUGUGGGAGAGCUCUGUUUUCUUGAGCAUCUCUCCUCCACGACACACUUCUGUUGUGCACAGUGUUGAUCACAUGUCUAAUUACCAUGACAAGAUGUUGGUGGACCCUCCAGAUUUUAGCUGAGUGGAAAUAAUGCAUUUGAUUUUAGACUGCAAAAACAGCAUUAAGAUAAAAUGCUUUAAUCUUUUUUCAUUAAGUGUAGGCUAUGGAUGUGAUUUCACUAUAUUUAAAGGAAUACUUCAUCCAAAAUGAAGUUCUGUCAAUAUAUACUCAGCCUCAUGCCAUUCCAUACCUGCAUGCUGUUAUUACAUUUUUUUCUGUUGAACACAAAAGGGAUCUUUUGAAAAAUCUUCAUGCUAUUCUUUUUCAAUAGAAUGACAGUUUAUAGUGACCACGGCUGUCAAGCUACAUAUAGGUAUAAAAAAAACGGCAUAAAAGUAGGCCAUAUGACUCCUGCGCUAUAUUCCAAGUCUUCUGAAUCCAUAUGAUAGCUUUUGAGUGUUGACAGACUAAAAUUAAAAUUAUUCAAUGGAAAUCUUCCCUCUGCUGCAACUCUCAAAUCGUAUUCCUCAUACUGCAUAUUCAACCUGCUGUGUCACGUUUGGUUAGAACAUGAUAACCAAUGCCGUUUGGCAAUUGCUGUUUUUCAAUGACGGCAAGUCUAGUGCAACGCAUCAAUGUUCCGGCUCUGAAUCUGAAUGCAAAGCGCUGAGCUUCAGGAAAGGGUAAUAUUUUCAGUGAAUAACUGAUUAAAUUCUGAUCUAUGUCACACAAAGCUAUAUAUAAACCUGUGAUGUUAUAUAGGCUAUUACUGGGCUACAUUAUGUGUAAAUGUUUUCUUGUGAAUGUUCAUUCAGUGUCAAACAAUUUCUACUUUGAAAGGAUAAAGUGCUUAUCUGUUCACGAGACAAAAGGCACAUGGAUAUACCAAAUAUA
Messenger RNA from Xyrauchen texanus (razorback sucker), 2338 nucleotides. Its product is annotated as vesicle transport protein SFT2A-like. The record is from RefSeq and is a predicted model, not a curated record. Lineage: Eukaryota; Metazoa; Chordata; Actinopteri; Cypriniformes; Catostomidae. Gene Ontology annotation, biological process: vesicle-mediated transport. Bases 89 to 574 code for a protein of 161 amino acids. The transcript has 8 exons. Gene Ontology annotation, cellular component: membrane.